AUGUCAACCCCACGCCUUUCACGCCUUUCAUGGAGUGACGAUGCACAAGAACGGGCCCUUCCCAACGUAGGACGCUACCGUCGCUCUGAUUGGCUCGGUGAAUCCCUGUCUGUGCGAGUUCCAAGUUUGGGAGCUAGUGGGGCCUUACCGCGUCUCUGGGACGCUGCAGCCAACCAGGAGACACUGGACCGGGGGAUGCAAGCUGCUCACCACAGUCUUAGCCCAUCUGCUGCUGCCCAGGCGUACAGGUCUCCGAAGUAUGGCGCUACUUUCAAGAUGCAUCGUUUUGAGUCCGUACUGCGUAAUGAAAUGCGAAAUUUGCAAAUACCACCCAAAUCACCCAAAGGUUGA
Molecule: messenger RNA, 351 nt
Organism: Paracoccidioides lutzii Pb01
Exons: 4
Coding region: 1-351 (116 amino acids)
Source: RefSeq, a predicted model, not a curated record